Messenger RNA from Micropterus salmoides (largemouth bass), 4147 nucleotides. RefSeq names its product immunoglobulin-like and fibronectin type III domain-containing protein 1. The transcript has 22 exons. The record is from RefSeq and is a predicted model, not a curated record. Lineage: Eukaryota; Metazoa; Chordata; Actinopteri; Centrarchiformes; Centrarchidae. Gene Ontology annotation, molecular function: protein binding. The coding region runs from base 71 to 4147 and encodes 1358 amino acids.
GAGUGGAAUUGCCUAAUUAAGUGCAUCAUAAUAUUUUUGUAUCAAUAGAGGAGCUGUUGACUCAAUCAAGAUGUUUAAAAUACGUAAAGCUAAGGAUGAGGAGCCAACUGCUCCAGGGCAGGUGAAAAUUAAAAAGAGGUCAAACGUGCCUGGAGUUAUGGUUACCCAAUAUGUAGAAGAAAUGCCUGAAAACAUGGCCACGCCAGAUUUCACUCGGAAACCCAUUGCUCUAACUAUUCAAGAAGGAAAAUUAGCUAUCUUCAGAGCAGUAAUUACUGGCACACCAACACCAACUGUAACCUGGGCAAGAAACAACGGAGAAAUUGAUGAAAGGUGCCAAAUUGUCUACGAUACAAGUACCAGUGAACACCAACUACAUAUGCCUGAUGUAUCGGCAGAUCAAGCUGACACCUACAAGUGUUUUGCCAGAAAUGAAUAUGGAAAAGCGGUCGUAACUGCUGUGCUUAAUAUUAUUGAGGUUGGCUAUAAAAAGAGCAGAGCCUUGCAGCAAUCAAGAACAGCCAUGUAUGAUUAUUAUUUUGUGUGUUUAAUAAUAUCAGUUUCUUCUCGUAGGGUUGAAAUGGAGGCUAAAGAAGAAACAAAAACAGAAAUCGAUGACAAGUUCUGGGAUCUGCUGAUGAGCGCAGACAAAAAAGAUUACGAAGCCAUCUGUGCUCAGUAUGGUGUCACAAAUUUCCGUUGGAUGCUGAAGAAACUUAAUGACAAGAAGGAAGAAAGGGAGAAAGAGCAAGAAAAGGUUGUUGAAAGACUAUGCAACCUAAAGCCCAUUGAAAUGAGAGAUGAUGGUGGUGCAGAGUUUGAACUUGAAAUGUCACUUAAGGACCCAAGCAGCAAAAUCUUCUUAUUCAAGGACGGAGUUAUGAUUCCUUUUGAAGCUGACACAGAUGUAAAACAUGGACUUAGGCGGGUGGGAAAGAAGUUUGUCUUUAGCAUCAAUGGUGUUGACGCAGAGGAUGCAGGAUUAUACCAAGUGGAGGUUGAUGGGGUUAAGAUCUUCACAACUGAGUUCAAACCUCCACCUAUAGACUUUUUGGUCAAGAUUGAAGACGUGAAAGCAGAGGAAAGAGAGGACGCUGUGUUUGAGUGCGUUGUCUCACAUCCCCUGAAGAGGUUAACUUGGAUGGGAAAGAAUAUCACACUAGAGCAAGGGGAUAAAUUUGACAUCACUGUGUCAGAGGACAUGCUGAUUCACACAUUGGUGGUAAAGGACUGCAAGUUAUUGGACAAAGGAAUUUAUGCUGCUGUGGCUGGAAUUAAAUCCUGCAGCGCUUGGCUUAUAGUGGAAGCGGACACUGAUCCAAACACACAUGGAAAGAAGAAAGCUCGCAAAACAACCAGAGCAGGUGGUGGUGGAGAAGAACUUUUGAGGAUUGCUCAGGAGCAACAGGCGAAGAUACAGAAAGAGAGAGAUGAGUUGAUUGCAAAGGCAAAGGCUGAGGCAGAAAUAGCAGCUGCAGCAGCCGCCGCAGCUGCAGCUGAGAAAGCAGAAGCCGAAGCAAAAGCAAAAGCAGAAGCUAAAGCGAAGGCAAAAACGAAGGCAAAAGGAAAGUCAGUAGAAGAAGAAGGGACAGAUGAAGCAGACUCAGCCACUGUGGUAGAGGAGGAAGACGAAGAAGUGUCCGAACCCGCAUCAUUAGAACCCACACAGGAAUCUCCAGUUGCUGAUACUGAAGAAGAGGAGCCCAUUCAAGAGAAAAGAAAGAGAGUGAGAAAUGGCCAACUUGUCCCUGAUACAGUCAUUGACCCAGGAGUAUACUUCACCAGUGGACUGUCGGAUGUAAACGCCAUCAUUGGUACUGAAGCAGAACUGGUCUGCAGGCUGAGCAGUGAGGACUGUGAUGGAGUCUGGUACAAAGAUGGGACAGAGAUAACCGCUACAGAUGAUAUCUGUAUUGUUAAAGAUGGGACUUAUCGCAAACUAAUUAUCAAAAAUUGCAAAGAAGAUGAUGCUGGAAAGUAUCGAUGUGAAGCCGAUGGACGUAAAACAGAAGCUGUGCUAAAUGUUGAAGAUCCUCCAAGAAUUAACCCUGAUGACCUCACUGAGUUCAUAAAACCUGUUAUAAUCAAAACUGGGAAAGAUGCAGCAUUCAAGCUGUCCUUUGUUGGCCGGGAACCCAUGAAGAUCCAAUGGUACAAUGAGGGCGAGGAGCUGCUGGAGGACACACACAUCAGGAUCGAGAAGUCUUCCUCAUACAGCCGCCUGCUGCUAACCAAGUGCCAACGCAAAACCACAGGAGAAAUAAAGAUUAAGAUUAAAAAUGAAUGCGGAGCAACUGAGGCCAUCUCGCAACUCAUUGUAUUAGAUAAACCAACACCACCCUUAGGCCCUGUUGAUAUCAUUGAAAGUUCAGCUGCUUGCAUUGAGUUCAAAUGGAGACCUCCCAAAAACAAUGGAGGUUCCCCUAUCACAGACUACAUCCUGGAACGGCAGCAAAUUGGCAGAAACAGCAGGAAGAAAUUAGGUAAGACUGGCCCAGAGCCUAGAUACAGGGACACUGAUGUAGAUCAUGGCAGAAAGUACUGCUACCACAUCAGGGCAGAAACGGAUCAAGGCAUCAGUGAAAUGAUGGAGACCGAUGACAUUCAAGCAGGGACAAAGGCAUACCCCGGACCUCCUUCAACACCAAAAAUUGUUAGUGCUUUCAAAGACUGUAUCAAUCUGGCUUGGUCAGCACCCACUAAUACUGGAGGAACCAACCUUUUGGGAUACAAUGUGGAGAAACGCAAGAAUGGCAGUAAUCUGUGGGGCCAAGUCAACCCACCGGAUGAGCCCAUCAGAGAGAAAAAGUAUGCAGUGAAGGAUGUUGUUGAAGGCAUCGAGUAUGAGUUCCGUGUAUCAGCUGUCAACAUUUCUGGUGCUGGAGAGCCAAGUAUACCUUCUGAAUUUGUGAUUGCAAGAGAUCCAAAGAAACCCCCUGGUAAAGUUACUGACCUGAAAGUAACAGAUUCCACAUAUACUACCUUAUCACUGGGCUGGACCAAACCCACAGAGGAGGAAGGGGUCCAAGAUGAGGCCAAAGGUUACUUUGUGGAGCUCAGAGCUGCAGAAAACCCGGAAUGGGGUCGCUGUAACUCCACAGCUAUCAUUAUGACCUCCUAUACCAUUAUGGGUCUGAAGUCUAUGGCCAUGUACUGGGUAAGAGUUAUAGCAAACAAUGAGGGUGGAGAUGGUGAGCCUCAAGAGUUGGACAACUACAUCAUUGCAAUGCCUCCCCCAGUGAGACCUCAAUUCACUGACAAAAAAAUGAAGACCUUUAUGGUAAUGAGAGCUGGGAACGCUACUCGAGUCAACUUCAACUUUCAGGCCUCUCCACUACCAACCAUUACAUGGCUCAAGGACGGUCUUCCUGUUGCUAAGCAUGUGACUGUGAGCAACUCAGACACAUCAUCACAGUUGAUGAUCCCCUCAUCAGAGCGCCAUGACUCUGGGAUCUACACAAUCAUUGUCAAGAACCUUGUUGGUCAGGAGACCUCUAGUGUUGAGAUAAGAGUCACAGAUGACCCCAAGCCUCCAGGCCCCGUGGAGCUGGACGAGAAUGUGUCGGGAACAGUGACAGUCUCUUGGACUCCCUCUCCAGAUGAGAAGAAAGACGACAGGCUGCACUACAUGAUCACCAAGAGUGAUUCUGUUAGGCGUUCUUGGCAAACUGUGGCAGACCACCUCUUCAAUAACAAGUUCACUCUCAUCAAUAUCAUCCCGGGAAGGCAGUAUAAAUUCCGGGUAUAUGCCAGGAAUGACAUGGGGCUUUCCAAACCUUCUGAGUCAGCAACCUGGGAAGUGAAAAAAAGAAAAGAAAUGUUUGCUUUGAACUUUCCUGUCACUAAGGACUACAGCUUUGAGACGCCUCCAACGUUCUCUGUUCCACUAAAAAUGCACAACAGUCCAGAGAGCUAUGAAUGCUACAUGAGCUGUGCAGUGACAGGAAACCCCAGACCCCAUGUUACCUGGUACAGAAAUAAUGUCAGCCUCAAUACCAACACCAACUACUACAUCACUAACACAUGUGGGGUCUGCUCGAUGGUGAUACUCAAAGUUGGGCCCAAGGACAACGGGGAUUACACAGUCAUUGCAGAGAACCUUCUGGGCAGAGUGGAGUGUUCAACAAAACUUGUUGUUAAAGAUUAG